UUCUUUGUUGCAUGCGAACCUGCUCUUAGUGGAUAUACUCAUGCUACGGACUUCUAUCAAGCACUCACUGGAAUAACAUCUGGAUUAAUGCUACCCCUUACGACUGCGAAUCUUUUAUCACAUGCCAUUAUUGGCAGUGUUCUGGAGAACUUGGAUAUGGAGCGUAUCAUUCAAGAAGUCGGUCAAGCCGUCGCCCACCGCAUUCUCGGGGGUAAUGAGAGUGUCGAUGAUGUUGCUAAGGAGCUUCACGAGAAACUCCUGCUCCGGAACGAAAGCACCCAGAAGCUUGUGGUGGAGAAUAUCUAUCGAGAGACACCCGAAGCCAUUCACAACGUCCAAGUGUGGGCCAAUGCACCUACUAUCAAAGAUGCGCGUCCUCAAUUGCAGAAGGUAAAAGGUUCUCGUUUCACGGAGAAGUAUCUGGCUGCUCGCUACGCACCAUCUCGAGUCUCAUACCCAUCCAUCACGAGAUCUCCAAUCAAAUCUGCCUCACCGCCACGAAAAGUUGUAUCGACUUUCGCUACAUUCGAAGCUAAGCCUGCCACCCAUCCAAUGUUCGGUUCCGCCGUCUCAGCACCGACCUUUGGGUCACCAAUGAAAUCUGGGCGUGUUGGUUCUUCUUUUGGUCGAAUGAGAGGAGUGGGAGACUCUGAUGAUGAGGACGAUGAUGAUGGCGCGAAAACUGGUGUAGCGUUCGAUGAUGAUGAUGGAGUGCAAAAAAUUGGAUUAAGCUCCGGGGCAAUCACCUUUGAUCAGGCUCGGAGGAUUGCUUUGCAAAGCGCAUGGCGCGGAACCAGGCAUUUGUAAACACCGGUAUGAACGUCCCAUCGAGUCUCUUAACAGUCAUAUCGUUGCCGCAUUGACACAACAUACCCGUUCUCGUUUCAUGUGAUUGGCACAUUUCAUUCUUCUCUUCUCUGUGGAUGCUCCUUUUUCAAUCAUACCUUGCGUACUGCGUCCACGUAAU
Messenger RNA from Cantharellus anzutake, 967 nucleotides. RefSeq lists its product as uncharacterized. The record is from RefSeq and is a predicted model, not a curated record. NCBI's taxonomy places the organism in Eukaryota, Fungi, Basidiomycota, Agaricomycetes, Cantharellales, Hydnaceae. The transcript is spliced from 5 exons. The coding region runs from base 88 to 807 and encodes 239 amino acids.